GUUAAUGUAACCACUACCACAUAUAUUUCUUUUAUAAUGGUUUAUAAACACAAAUACCAUUUUUUUUCUCUACUUAAUAAUUAUUGGGUCACUACUUGGCUUCCAAAUUCCAGCCAUGUCCUUCUUCUUUUGCUGCAAACAUCUCAUUUUCAUUUCCUUUAUCUUUUCUCUUUUGAUAAACAAUCAAUUAAUUGAAGCUCAAAUAAUGGAAAUGGACCCUAAUCUUGAUCAAUCCCUUCUCCCCUUCGGCUCAAUCGCUAAUAUCGGUAGUGGUUUCAUGAGAAGCUGCGGAUCAAUUCCAAGUGGCGGUUUCCCGACUUUCACUGUCCUCAAUAACUGCUCCUACACAGUUUGGGCCGCCGCUAACCCAGGCGGUGGCCGCCGCCUCGACAGCCGGCAGACUUGGUUCUUAAACCUACGUCCCACCGGCACAACCACAGGACGAAUUUGGGGCAGAACAAAUUGCAAGUUCGACAGCUCAGAGCGCGGAAGUUGCGAAACCGGCGACUGCGGCGGCGUUCUUCGGUGCCAAACCAACGGCUCACCACCCAAUACUGUGGCUGAAUUUGCCCUCAAUCAAAUCAGCGAUCUGGAUUUCUUCGACAUCUCUCUAGUCGACGGGUUCAAUAUUCCAAUGGAAUUCAGACCGACGUCCAACGGAUGCAGCAAUAGCAUCCGUUGCACCGCCGACAUCAAUGGGCAGUGCCCGUUGGCGUUGAAGGUGGCCGGCGGGUGUAACGGCCCGUGCACGGUGUUCCAGACGGAGGAGUAUUGUUGCAUUACUAACAGGGAGAAUUGUGGGCCCACAGGUUAUUCGAAGUUUUUCAAAGAGAGGUGUCCUGAUGCUUAUAGUUACCCAACGGAUGAUGCAACCAGCACAUUUACGUGUCCGGCGAUUGGUGGGACUAAAUACGACGUCGUUUUCUGCGCUCAUUAGUGGAAUGGACUAUGCAUUUUUUUAAAAAUUUAUAUGAUAUAAUAAUUAUAAUAUUAUAUAAUAACUAAUAUAUUCAUAUUCUGUUAUUAAUAAUGAUUUUCAAGUAAUAAUAAUUGUAAUAUUAUAUAAGAAAAUUAAAAUUGAACAACUCUUAAAUUACAUGGACCAAAAUAAUAUUAAUCUAAAUUAUUGAUAGUAAGUUUGUGUGAAUAAAUAUCAUUUUGUUGUGAAUUCGA
Molecule: messenger RNA, 1173 nt
Organism: Benincasa hispida (wax gourd)
Lineage: Eukaryota; Viridiplantae; Streptophyta; Magnoliopsida; Cucurbitales; Cucurbitaceae
Source: RefSeq, a predicted model, not a curated record